GUGUUACGAAAGCACUUACACGUGAGUUUGUAAACAAGAGGGUGCGUGGAGGAGGGCGGCCAUUCCCCGAGCUCAAUGAUAUGAAGGCCCGUCACUUUGUCCUGGCAAUAUUUGCCAGUGUGCUGUGUCUGUGCCAAGGCUACACCCUCAGGAGCUCGGUGUCCUGGGUCGUGUCUUCUAACGAUGUUGUGGAGGACGCGGACCUGUCGGAGGAGGUAGCCCCGGCGUUGCUGGUGGACGGUGCGGCUCUGUGGAAGCAGGCUUAUCCGUCCUCCAGCGUCCUCGGAGACAGCGUGGAGAGCCCCGGAGAGCUGGUGAAGCCCGAGGACGAAAAUGUGGCGCAGCUCUCUUCUCGUUUGUUUUCAUAUCGGCUGGAGAAGGUGAAGAAGUCCACCGGCAGCUCUCCUCCCCCGCACCAGGAGACCGCUAGGACUGCCAGAUACAUAGCACACUAUAGUGACUGGGGACAUCUGUCCACCAUUUCAACUCAAGACAAGAUCAAAGGUGUUCCCUUUGGGAACAUUUUCUCAGUCAGUGAUGGACCACUGGACAACAGCACUGGAGUUAUCUACUUCUACGUGACACCAAUGGACAACUCCGUGUCAGACUUGAAAAGUAACCCCUAUGCUUCUCUCACCUUCUCAGAGGCAGAGGGGGAAUUCUGCAGGCAAAUGGUGUACGAUCCAGAGGAUCCAAGAUGUGCUCGACUGACACUAACAGGCAAGAUGGUGGAGGUGGCCCCAGAGGAGCUUGCGUUUGCAAAAGAGGCAAUGUUCUCAAGACAUCCUGUGAUGGCAAAGUGGCCAGUGGGACACAAAUGGUUCUUUAUGAAGCUGGAGUUGAUCCAGGUCUGGCUGCAGGACUGGAUCGGAGGCACAUCACUCAUUCCUUUGGAGGACUACUUCAAAGCUACACCCUUCUGAGAAUAUCCCUCCCUCUGCAUCACGUCAGCCCACUAAAAUAGAUCAGUUCAGCUGUCGACACUACACACAUCACUCUAAUAAGGGGCGACAAUUCCCAAAGCAGUGACGUUCAGAUAAUAUUUUCAACAUUUUUUUUUUCCCAAACACUUUUGCUAUUUUAAUUUGUGAAAGUGAAUAUUCUUCACACCUACUUUUUCUAUUUAGCUCCUCAGCUCAGCUUGAUCAGUUUCCUGUUUUGGGCGUGUGAAUGUAUUUUUAGUCAUCACUGCUGGCAUAGAAAAUUAUGUGCCAAUUAAUUUGUUCUUUUUAAUCACUGAGUACUAUUUUAUGGGUUUGCAUUAAACUGUGUGUGCUGUUUGAAAAAUAAAUGAAUGUUAGCACACAAAAUGA
Lates calcarifer (barramundi perch) is the source of this 1313-nucleotide messenger RNA. It is a transcript of the gene creg2, whose product is annotated as cellular repressor of E1A-stimulated genes 2. NCBI's taxonomy places the organism in Eukaryota, Metazoa, Chordata, Actinopteri, Centropomidae. The record is from RefSeq and is a predicted model, not a curated record.